Molecule: messenger RNA, 1447 nt
Organism: Lotus japonicus
Lineage: Eukaryota; Viridiplantae; Streptophyta; Magnoliopsida; Fabales; Fabaceae
Exons: 9
Coding region: 211-1191 (326 amino acids)
Source: RefSeq, a predicted model, not a curated record
UGAAGCUCGGGUUUGAUUAAAAAUCAUCAUCAUAUCAUAUCUCUCCAUCGAAGGAGGGAGAGGUUUGCAAUCUGGAACGCACACUCGUGACCGUACAAAUUCGAACAAACGAGAAGAAGGUGAAUUAGGUUAGGUUUUCAUUCUGAUUCUGAUUCGAUCGAAAUCGUUGAAAUUCUCCCAAACCCUUCAAUUUCAGAACUGUAUGUAUGUAUGGUCGACGGUAGAACGACGAUGACGGUGCUGCCGCUGCUUGCUUUGUUUGUCGCGGCUCUGGUUCCGAUUCACGGAGGAGUGUUUGCCUCCACCGUCCCCGCGUUCCUUUGGUCAUCCCAUUAUAAUCUGGUUUCAGACAAUGGGUUGAAGGAAUCUGUAAAUUAUCAGGUCAUUUCUCCAAAAGAUCUUGCAAAGUCUGUUUCAUCUGAGGCAGGCUGGUCAAAUUUUCUGUGCAAAGGAAAUAAAUUUCAGGAGCCUCUCGAUUUGGCACUUCUAUUCAUUGGUGGAGAGUUGCAAUCUUCGGAUUUAAGUGUAUACGAGCAGGCAGACUCAGUUCUUCUAGACUUGCUCGAGAUAUCUUUUGCCAGAUCCAACACUUCCAUGGCGUUUCCCUAUGUUUCUGCAUCAGAGGAUGUGAGUUUGGAAGACUUGUUGGUUUCAGGAUUUACUGAAGCCUGCGGAGAUGAUUUAGGAAUUGGCAAUAUUGCCUCCCUAGGAUCUUGCUCCAGGGACAAUACAAAUCAUGAACAAACUGGAGCUUUACACUCGGUUCAAGACUAUUUGACCAAGAGGAAGGAAGAGAGUCACAGUGGGAAAACAGAUUUGGUUAUGUUCUGCAACGGACACUCUCAAGCUUUGAAAAAUGUUGACAGAACACAAUCUGAAGGUGAAGUUUUAUCUGAGCUUAUCAGAUCUGUGGAAGAAUCUGGGGCAAAGUAUGCAGUUCUCUAUGUAUCAGAUCCCUCGAGGUCAAUCAAGUAUCCUUCUUACAGAGAACUGCAAAGAUUUCUAGCAGAAAGUACAAAUGGAAAUGAGUCCUCCAAUGCCACGAUUUGCAAUCCAGUGUGCCAGCUUGCAUCAUCCCUUCUGGAGGGACUUAUAGUGGGAAUAGUUCUGUUAAUAAUUUUGAUAUCGGGCCUUUGCUGUAUGAUGGGAAUUGACACCCCAACAAGAUUUGAGACGCCACAAGAGUCAUGAUCCGUUUGUUGAAGGCUAAUAAUUGUGGUGUUACUUGGUCUACUGGAUUAAAAUGUUACUGUUCUAUUAUUUAUUAUUUUACGGAGGAGGCUUGGAUCAGUGUCCUGUAGUUGAAUUAUUUCAGGGACUUAUCAUAUUGGAUAUUAAAAUAAUUUGUACCAGUAUAUAAACAUAAAACAUAAAAUCUUAGGUUAAUUUUUAUUCUGGGAGUUGUAAAAUUUUAAGAAGCAAUUUCAGAAGAUUUUUGAGUGUUUUA